UAUACCAACAAAAUUGUAGCAAAACUUGCGUUAGAAAAUUCAAGAAAAUAUGCCACCACGCAGUUCAUAGUCUAUAUAACACCAGCUUCUAAUACACUUUUAUCGGCAAAGUCAUACAAACCCAUACCUUUUUGUAAUAAAAAAAAACAUUUCAUACAUUUUCUCUUUGCAAGAAUGGCUUCGAUCACAUUCUUGAUCCUAGCAAUUAUUUUGAGUUCUAGAACUUCAGGAGCCACUUCUCGUGGGGGACUCUUUGAAGCUUCUGCUGCCACGGAUAAACAUGAGCAAUGGAUGUCUCGUUUCCAUCGUGUUUACUCCGAUGAGUCUGAAAAAACAAAUAGGUUUGAGAUCUUUAAGAAGAACUUGGAGUUCGUCAAGAACUUCAACAUGAAUACAAACAUAACGUUCAAGUUGGAUGUCAACCAAUUCUCUGAUCUCACCGACGAGGAGUUUCGGGCGAGGUACAUGGGGCUAGUGGUGCCGGAAGGUAUGACCAGUAUAAAUUCAGAAAAAACGUUGUCAUAUAGAUAUGAAGAUGUCAGUGAAACCGGUGAAAGCAUGGAUUGGAGAGAGGAGGGGGCUGUUACAUCCAUUAAGUACCAAGGCCAAUGUGGAAGUUGUUGGGCUUUCUCGGCCGUGGCGGCUGUGGAAGGCAUAACAAAGAUUGCUAAAGGAGAGCUCAUAUCGCUUUCAGAGCAGCAACUUGUGGAUUGCAGCAGAGACUACAACAAAGGAUGCGGCGGAGGUAUUAUGUCGAAAGCUUUCGAGUACAUAAUCAACAAUCAAGGAAUCGCCACAGAAAAUAGCUAUCCCUACCAGGGAUCACAACAGACAUGUAGUUCAAACACCCAAUCAUCUGAUUACCUUGCUGCUACAAUCAGCGGAUACGAAACCAUUCCAAGUAAUGACGAGGAAUCAUUGCUAAAAGCUGUGUCGCAACAGCCUGUUUCCACGGUGAUAGAUGGGUCAGGGUAUGCGUUUAAGUACUACUCAGGUGGGGUGUUUGAUGGUGAAUGCGGGACGGAGAUGAGUCAUGCGGUUGCGAUUGUUGGUUACGGGAUAAGUGAAGAAGGGACUAAGUACUGGUUGGUGAAGAACUCAUGGGGAGAAUCUUGGGGAGAGAAUGGUUACAUGAGAAUCAAGAGAGACGUUGAUGCACCAGAAGGAAUGUGUGGUUUGGCCAGACUUGCUUUCUACCCACUUGCAUGAGUCGGCUUACUCAAGAGUAACUGAGAAACCCUUAUCCAAUAGUUUUAUGAAACUAUAUUCUCCUGUUUUCGUUGCAGUCAUAUGUAUUUGGACUUAAUGUCGGUGGAUGCAUUUUUUUAUGUUGGUGUGGUAUUUAUAAAGUUUGUAUGAGGAAAACAUUAUCAAUGAGUUACGACUAUUAACAAUGA
Molecule: messenger RNA, 1397 nt
Organism: Brassica napus (rape)
Lineage: Eukaryota; Viridiplantae; Streptophyta; Magnoliopsida; Brassicales; Brassicaceae
Product: zingipain-2-like
Exons: 2
Coding region: 175-1209 (344 amino acids)
Cellular component (GO): lysosome
Molecular function (GO): cysteine-type endopeptidase activity
Source: RefSeq, a predicted model, not a curated record